UCGUGUAGUGGCCAGUGGGUGAUUGGCCGUCCCCGUACCUACACUACACUACUACUUCGGCUACGGAACACAUUCCAUUAUCAUUAUUCAUCAACAACAUUCAACAAACGAUAACGUGCUAUUUUUGUAGGAAUAUAAUAAUUUGUAGUGUGUCUUUCGGUGUCAAGGACUGACUUCGUCUUCAAAAAUAAAUGAGCGUUAAUUGCUUCGUGAAACUUGCGACUAAAAAACUGGUGACCAAAAACAGUUUGAACAUGAUAUCAGUGAGACCCCUGCCGCCCGCCCUGGCGGAGAAGGCGCGCGUGGAGCUGGGCGAGACUCCCGAGGCGCUCACGGCCGGCAUACAGCAUCUCAAGGACUGGAUACACUCCCAGCCGCACUUGAGAGCUAGGACAGACGACCAAUGGUUGGCUACUUUUCUGCGGGGUUGCAAGUACAGAUUAGACGAAGUGAAGGCAAAAAUAGAUCUGUAUUAUAGUUUGAGGACUAUGGCUCCGGAAAUACGACAAUUAAAAUAUAAUGACCCAAAACUGAAUCAGUUAAUAGAACGUGGAACCUUUGUGAUGCUACCAACAACAAGAAAUGGUGCGAGGAUAACUAUGAUGAGGAUUGGCACCUAUGACCCCAGCGAGUAUACCGUAUUCGACAUGGCUUCACUUUACCAAUUGGUUUAUCAGAUAACUUUCAUGGAGGACGAUAAUAUGGCGGUGGCUGGCGUUGUCAACAUCAUAGACCUGAGGAACAGCAGGCUCGCCCACUACCUGCAAACUACACCGAGACAGUUGAGAAACCUCGUUUACGCUAACCAAGAUUCUUUGCCAGCGAGAAUAAAAGAAGUGCAUGUUAUCGGAGCUCCAAGAAUAUUUAUCGUUCUUAUGAAGUUCAUAAAGAGAUUCCUGUCAGAAAAAAUUAAAAACAGGAUUUACAUGCAUAGCGACAUAGACACGGUGUGCGAGUACGUACCCCGGGACUUGCUGCCUGCCGAGUACGGCGGGACGGCUUCUACUGUACCAGAAAUUGGCGAGUACUGGAAAGCAAAAAUUGCUGAGUACUACGACUUCUUCGAGGAAGAUCUACAGUUCGGCACGGAGGAGAGUUUGAGAGUCAAGGACAGCUUCGGCUGGUGGGGGAAGAGAGCUGCUCUCCGAGGCGACACAUAAAUAAUUUUAUAUUGUUUAAAAAAAUCUGUACAUUGUUAAUGCUUGAAUAAAUUGGUGAAACGAAAAGAAUUUUUAUCUAUUAAAGAAUGUUAAUAAAA
Molecule: messenger RNA, 1258 nt
Organism: Aricia agestis (brown argus)
Lineage: Eukaryota; Metazoa; Arthropoda; Insecta; Lepidoptera; Lycaenidae
Product: alpha-tocopherol transfer protein-like
Exons: 8
Coding region: 192-1160 (322 amino acids)
Cellular component (GO): membrane
Molecular function (GO): phosphatidylinositol bisphosphate binding
Source: RefSeq, a predicted model, not a curated record